CCUGAAGGAAGUGGGCUGAGGCCUGGCCCACGCUCCCCUCACUCGCAGAGCCCAGGAUGCUCCUGGGUGGCAGUGGCUCCUGAGCUCAUGGAGCCCUCAGCCACCCCAGGGGCCCAGACGGGGGUCCCCACUGGCAGCGGGGAACCAUCCCCGGUGCCUCCUGACUACGAGGACGAGUUUCUCCGCUAUCUGUGGCGUGAUUAUCUGUACCCGAAGCAGUACGAGUGGGUCCUCAUCGCAGCCUACGUGGCUGUGUUCCUCGUGGCCCUGGUGGGCAACAUGCUGGUCUGCCUGGCGGUGUGGAGGAACCACCACAUGAGGACGGUCACCAACUACUUCAUCGUUAACCUGUCCCUGGCCGACGUGCUGGUGACGGCCAUCUGCCUGCCUGCCAGCCUGCUCGUGGACAUCACUGAGUCCUGGCUCUUCGGCCACACCCUCUGCAAGGUCAUCCCCUAUCUACAGGCCGUGUCUGUGUCAGUGGCAGUGCUGACUCUCAGCUUCAUCGCCCUGGACCGCUGGUAUGCCAUCUGCCACCCGCUGUUGUUUAAGAGCACCGCCCGGCGUGCCCGCGGCUCCAUCCUGGGCAUCUGGGCUGUGUCGCUGGCUGUCAUGGUGCCCCAGGCUGCUGUCAUGGAAUGUAGCAGUGUGCUGCCUGAGCUAGCCAACCGCACCCGGCUCUUCUCUGUCUGUGACGAACGCUGGGCAGACGACCUGUAUCCCAAGAUCUACCACAGUUGCUUCUUCAUUGUCACCUACCUGGCCCCGCUGGGCCUCAUGGCCAUGGCCUAUUUCCAGAUCUUCCGCAAGCUCUGGGGCCGCCAGAUCCCUGGCACCACCUCGGCCCUGGUGAGGAACUGGAAGCGGCCCUCAGACCAGUCGGAGGACCAGGGGCAGGGCCCGAGCGCAAAGCCCCCGCCUCGGGCCCGUGCCUUCCUGGCCGAGGUGAAGCAGAUGCGAGCUCGGAGGAAGACGGCCAAGAUGCUGAUGGUGGUGCUGCUGGUCUUUGCCCUCUGCUACCUGCCCAUCAGUGUCCUCAAUGUCCUCAAGAGGGUGUUCGGGAUGUUCCGGCAAGCCAGUGACCGGGAAGUCGUCUAUGCUUGCUUCACCUUCUCCCACUGGCUGGUGUACGCCAACAGCGCCGCCAACCCCAUCAUCUACAACUUCCUCAGUGGCAAAUUCCGGGAGCAGUUUAAGGCCGCCUUCUCCUGCUGCCUGCCUGGCCUGGGUCCCCGCUCCUCUGCCAGCCACAAGUCCUUGUCCUUGCAGAGCCGAUGUUCCGUCUCCAAAGUCUCAGAGCACGUGGUGCUCACCACCGUCACCACAGUCCUGCCCUGAGCGAGGGCUGCCCUGGUGGCUCCAGGUGGUGCAAACUGUUCCCAGCCGGGGCUGCUCCUCUGGCUCCUGGGGGACCUGCCCCUACUCCUUGUGGAAAGACUGCUGGAGGCAGUGGGAGGCCGGGGCUCCAGUCCUGGUUUUCCACCUGUUUGACUCUGGGCAAGUCACUUGCCUUCUCUGAGCUGUGCCCCCUACA
Molecule: messenger RNA, 1534 nt
Organism: Ceratotherium simum simum (southern white rhinoceros)
Lineage: Eukaryota; Metazoa; Chordata; Mammalia; Perissodactyla; Rhinocerotidae
Gene: HCRTR1
Product: hypocretin receptor 1
Biological process (GO): G protein-coupled receptor signaling pathway; feeding behavior
Cellular component (GO): plasma membrane
Molecular function (GO): orexin receptor activity
Source: RefSeq, a predicted model, not a curated record